This is a messenger RNA of Strongylocentrotus purpuratus (purple sea urchin), 1176 nucleotides long. RefSeq names its product monocarboxylate transporter 7-like. The coding region runs from base 1 to 1176 and encodes 391 amino acids. Lineage: Eukaryota; Metazoa; Echinodermata; Echinoidea; Camarodonta; Strongylocentrotidae. Gene Ontology annotation, biological process: transmembrane transport. The transcript has 3 exons. The record is from RefSeq and is a predicted model, not a curated record. Gene Ontology annotation, molecular function: monocarboxylic acid transmembrane transporter activity.
AUGGCUAAAUCGUUUGGAGUUCUCAUUCCCGAGAUGGUGGACCGGUACGAUAGUGACUACAAGACAAUUGGCUUCAUAUGCAGUCUGCAUUCACUGAUGUUCAUGACAGCUCCCAUUGCUAAUGUUCUGCUUAAAGUGAUGACGCCUCGAAACUUAGGAAUGUUCGGUGGACUACUGGCCGCAAUAUCUAUGAUGUGCGCCCCGCUUGCAAACUCAGUCUUUGAACUCGGUAUACUGAUAUCUUUAACAGGAUUUGGAAUAGUUAUGGCAGUCUUCUCCACAUUGGUUACCCUCGCCAGAUUUUUCCCAAAGUCCUUUAUCUUCUCGAAUUCUCUAACACAGUUUGGUGUCGUAUGUGGUGUCUUCACAGUACCCAUCAUUGUCGAGAGGUCGCUUGAAGCGUAUGGCUAUGACGGUGCCUGUCUCAUCUUAGGUGGGAUCACACUUCAUGCUGUGGUCUCUGCGAUGAUUCUUAGACCGCCAAAGGACCUCCCUUCGAGGACAGAAGAAAACACACAGCUUAUGGACACACAUUCAUCAAGAGAUAGUCACUCUACCAUAGAGAACGAGAAGCAUCAAGGAUGUUCAAAUGGGGGAACUGAAUCAGAUAAGGAUGGCUUCUCACGCUCAAACACUGAAUACAUGCAGGUGGUAGUGGACUUCUUUCAUUCUCUUCCCUCAGUUGGAGAGUUGUUCAAAUCUUUCAUUCUGGUCGAAGAGCCAUUAUGUACACUAGUUAUGCCUGCCGUCUUUUUUGCUAAGUACGUCUUUUAUGCUUGGAUCUUAUUCCUAGUGCCUCACGCAGAGGGUUUGGGAAUAGAACCAUCAAGAGCCGUACUUUUGUCUUCGAUUGCAGGCAUUGCUGGUACAUUUGGAAGCAUUGUCUUUGUGGUCCUCCUUCACUUUAACUACGACCCAACAAUCAUCAUCAUCUUCUGUUGCUUGAUGUCUGCCAUCUCUUUCUUCUUGGACACACUCAGUUCGAAUUUCAUCUUCUUAGCAAUAAUGGCUUGUUUUCAAGGGUUAUUCCUGUUCGUGCUUCAAUCUAUUACAUCCGUGAUGGCGAAGCUAGCAGUAAGAGAUGCAGAUAAUAUACCGAGUGCACUCUCCCUCUUUCUCUUCAUCGAAGCAGUUGGUAUAGGAGUGGGAGAUACAGUAUCAGGUACAUAUACAUAG